This is a messenger RNA of Linum trigynum, 420 nucleotides long. The record is from the annotation of a GenBank genome assembly. Lineage: Eukaryota; Viridiplantae; Streptophyta; Magnoliopsida; Malpighiales; Linaceae.
AUGGAGUCAGCUGAAUCUAGAACUUCUUCUCAUCCUUCACCUACAGCUCCUUUUGAAACCAUUCCACCUAUCCCAGAGUCUGCUCCUUCUCCCCUUGCACAUGAAACCUGGUAUGCUACUGCUCCUCAUCUUGAUACUGUACUUAGUGAUGAUGAUAAUGUUGAACUGGAACCUCGGGCUGAGUUAGAGGGGAGGCCAGUUCGUGGUAAUAGAGGCAAACUCCCUGCUAAACUGGAAGACUAUUAUGUGGGAUAUGCCAGCAAAUUCUCAAUGGAUGAUUACUUGAAUUUUGAUCAGUUAUCACCUACUGAUAGUGUUUAUGCUUUAAGUCUUGUCUCGCAACUUGAACCUACCACUUAUGGUGAAGCAGUUGCUUUUGAGCAUUGGUGUAAGCCAAUGGAUGAAGAGACACAUGCCUGA